UUAUUUUGAAAGUUGACUCCUUCAUAACUCUGGAAACAUCAUGAACAAGCUACAUCUAUUAGCAGGUGUUUGCUUUGCCCUGGGCAGCGUGGUCUCUUCUUCUAGACUAGCGUGCUACUUCACCAACUGGUCCCAGUACAGAACUGGUGCUGGGAAGUUCCUUCCUUCUGAUGUAGACCCAAAUCUGUGCACGCACCUGACUUAUGCCUUUGCUGGUAUAAACAAUGCUAACGAGCUCGCUACUGUUGAAUGGAAUGACAAGGUGCUCUACAAAUCCUUCAACGCACUCAAAGAAAGGAAUCCCCUCUUGAAGACACUGUUAGCCGUUGGAGGAUGGAUUCUCGGCACAGCAAAGUUUACAAAGAUGGUGGCGACGCCCGCCAGUAGAGGCACGUUCAUCCAGUCCUCCAUCAGCAUGCUGAGACUACACGGGUUUGACGGACUGGAUCUAGACUGGGAAUACCCUGGAGCCAGGGGAAGCCCCGCGGAGGACAAGCACAGGUUUACACUGCUCUGCAAGGAACUAAUGGAGGCUUAUGAAGCAGAGGCAACAGCCACAGGCCGUCCCAGACUGAUGCUUACUGCUGCUGUAGCUGCUGGGAAAGAUAAAAUUGAUGGUGGAUAUGAGAUAGCAGAGAUCUCGAAGUACUUGGACUUCAUCAAUCUUAUGACCUAUGACUUUCAUACUAGUGGGGAGAGCAAAGUAGCACAUCAAAGCCCGCUGUACAAGGGGACGCAUGAGACAGGAAAAGCUGCUCAGUUCAACACAGACUUUGCCAUGAAGUACUGGCGGGACCAGGGAGCGCCUGCAGCCAAACUGAAUUUGGGUCUGGCUACCUACGGCCGAGCCUUCCACCUGUCGUCUCCACUCAGUGAGUCCGGAGCCCCAGCCAACGGGCCCGCUGCUGCAGGCCCUUACACAAGAGACGCUGGCUUCUGGUCUUACUAUGAGAUUUGCACUUUUAUCCAGCAAGGUGCGGUCCGGUGGCUAGAUGAUCAGCAGGUUCCAUAUGCCACCAAAGGAGCGGAGUGGGUCGGAUAUGACAACAAGGACAGCUUCAAGAGCAAAGUAGAGUACCUCAAAACCAACAACUAUGGAGGAGCGUUCGUUUGGGCUCUUGAUCUAGAUGAUUUCUCAGGACAGUUCUGCAAUCAGGGGAAAUACCCUCUGAUGAGCCACCUCCACGCUCUUCUGAAUUCAGGUAAACCUGCUGCCCCCACCACCACCACCACCCCCACCACCACCCCUACCACCACCACCACCACAACCACCCCCAUCACCACCAACGCCCCUGUUCCCAGCGCUGCGUUCUGUGCAGGCAAGCCAGACGGCUUCUAUAGCAAUGAUAAUGACGUCAAGUCCUUCUACCAGUGCUCCUAUGGGAUGACUUAUACACACAAGUGUCCUGCCAGCCUUGUCUUCAAGGACAGUUGCAAAUGCUGUAAUUGGGCCUAGGAAUUAACAUUGAUAACUGGCACUUAACAUACGCACUUA
Molecule: messenger RNA, 1495 nt
Organism: Gadus macrocephalus (Pacific cod)
Lineage: Eukaryota; Metazoa; Chordata; Actinopteri; Gadiformes; Gadidae
Product: acidic mammalian chitinase-like
Exons: 11
Coding region: 41-1456 (471 amino acids)
Biological process (GO): chitin catabolic process; carbohydrate metabolic process
Cellular component (GO): extracellular region
Molecular function (GO): chitin binding; chitinase activity
Source: RefSeq, a predicted model, not a curated record